AAAAUAAAUUUCAAUAAAAUGUCCCUGUUUUUGUCUUCAACAGCAAAAAUCUUUAGUUUUCUGUAUAUGAAAGUGUCAGAGUUAUUGGGCAAUGCCAAGAACUAUAUUGUGAACAAGGCCAGGGGUUAUGUUUUGGCGAGGUUGGUUGAGAUGCAAAGGAGGUCUGCGUUUAUUGUAGGCCUUCAACUAGAGGAUAUGAGCUUCGACUCCAUGGAUCUCCUUUUCAAGAUCUCAGUGUUCAACUCGUUUCUGUUUUCUCUGCCUGUCAGUCAAGCCUCUCUCAAAAUGAAAAUCAGUGGCAGUGAACCUAUAUCAGGGAAAUUGAAGGAGCCAGUGUAUAUGAAGGCAGGAGCAGAGUCUAUAUUGUCUGUGUUAGCAAAGGUGCCAUAUAGUAUGCCUAUAAAUUUGGCAAAUGACAUUUCUGUAGAUAAAAACAUCGACUACCGCAUCGAUCUCCAACUCACAAUUCACCUUCCUAUCAUUGGUAACAUCUCUCUACCACUUCCUUGCCAACAAGGAGAGGCCAAAAUCUCCGAGUUGUUUAGCAAAUUGAUGGAUCAAAUCAUGUUGAGUUGGUGA
Fragaria vesca subsp. vesca is the source of this 579-nucleotide messenger RNA. Its product is annotated as desiccation protectant protein Lea14 homolog. Lineage: Eukaryota; Viridiplantae; Streptophyta; Magnoliopsida; Rosales; Rosaceae. Gene Ontology annotation, biological process: response to desiccation. The record is from RefSeq and is a predicted model, not a curated record. The transcript has 2 exons. Gene Ontology annotation, cellular component: cytosol. The coding region runs from base 19 to 579 and encodes 186 amino acids.